Messenger RNA from Zootoca vivipara (common lizard), 651 nucleotides. Its product is annotated as claudin-16-like. The record is from RefSeq and is a predicted model, not a curated record. NCBI's taxonomy places the organism in Eukaryota, Metazoa, Chordata, Lepidosauria, Squamata, Lacertidae. Gene Ontology annotation, molecular function: structural molecule activity. Gene Ontology annotation, cellular component: membrane; bicellular tight junction.
AUGGCAGUGGCAACAGACAUCUUGGCGAUGGGACUGGGAGGGCUGGGCCUUUUGCUUCUCGUUCUGGGCGCCGGAGCAGAUUGCUGGAGGCAAGACGCCAAGGACCCCCUGUCUUCGGUGGGGCUGAGUGCCCGGUGCCGGGGGUUGUGGAGUGAGUGUGUGUUUGAUAAUGUCGCCGACCUCUGGACCUGUGACAUCCCGAUCUCCUAUCUCAGCGAGCAUCCAGUUGUUCUCGUGGUCACUCGGGUCUUGGUGAUCCUCUCUGCCUUUCUGACUCUUUCUGCCAUACCUCCUUUCGUUGCUGGCAUGAAAUGUACCAAGCUAAUGCAUGGCAGAGUCCUUCAGAAACAGAAGUACUCCCUAGCUGCUGGGAUCCUGUUCCUCUUAGGAGGGCUCUCUGGAGCAGUUGCUUCUCUGUGGUACGGCAUCGACACCGUUCAGAAGUAUAAGCUUGAGGUCAGCUUGGGCAUCCCUGGCGUGACUUAUGAGCUUGGCUAUUCCUAUUGGAUGGCUGCCGUGGGCGCCGCUUGCGCCAUUUCUGGCGGUGCCUUGUUGAUUGCUGCCAACUGUCUCGAUGUCCAGGCGCCGAAGAGAGAGCAGAACCUUCUCUGCAGCCCACUGACCUCCAAGGGGCCACAAACCUACCUAUGA